This is a messenger RNA of Miscanthus lutarioriparius, 570 nucleotides long. The record is from the annotation of a GenBank genome assembly. Lineage: Eukaryota; Viridiplantae; Streptophyta; Magnoliopsida; Poales; Poaceae.
AUGGCGAGGCGCAAUGAUGGCUGGGGCGACGGCGACAAGAUCAAGAUUGGUGUCUGCGUCAUGGAGAAAACGGUGUCGUGUUCUCCCAUGGAACAGAUUCUUGAAAGGCUGCGCGCGUUCGGCGAGUUCGAGGUACAUAUACCAGGUCUAGUUCCCUUUAUUCUUCUGGCCCUGUUGGUGUUCAAAUGUCUGAAUCCUGAAACUACUUUGCAAGCAACUUCAAUAACUAUUUGUAUUAUACUGAAUAUCAAGAGUUGGCCUAUAUGUGAUUGUCUAAUCGCCUUUUACUCGUCUGGGUAUCCACUAGAAAAGGCAGAGAAAUAUGCAGCUUUACGAAGGCCCUUUUUGGUGAACGAGCUGGCCCCGCAAUACCUCCUUCAUGACCGCAGCAAAGUAUAUCAGCAACUUAAGUUGUAUGGGGUUCCUGUUCCAACCUAUGCUGUUGUCAGAAGAGAGUACCCUAAUCAAGAAUUAAGCUACUUUGUUGAGGAAGAUGAUUUUAUUGAGAUCCAUGGGAAGCGGUUUUGCAAGCCUUUCGUGGAGAAACCCAUUGAUGGUAACAGCUCAUAA